This is a messenger RNA of Cucumis melo (muskmelon), 4466 nucleotides long. Its product is annotated as probable leucine-rich repeat receptor-like protein kinase At2g33170. Gene Ontology annotation, biological process: protein phosphorylation; hormone-mediated signaling pathway. The transcript is spliced from 3 exons. NCBI's taxonomy places the organism in Eukaryota, Viridiplantae, Streptophyta, Magnoliopsida, Cucurbitales, Cucurbitaceae. Bases 848 to 4168 code for a protein of 1106 amino acids. The record is from RefSeq and is a predicted model, not a curated record. Gene Ontology annotation, cellular component: plasma membrane. Gene Ontology annotation, molecular function: protein binding; protein kinase activity; ATP binding.
UUUGAUUAUUAAACGUGACUCCAUUAACGACCCAGUGCUAAGGAUCGGCUUAUGUAUAUAAUAACAAACAGACAAAAUACAAAUGGCAAAGACAAAGAAGAAAGAAAAAAGAAUUGAAUUUUUAUAAAUGGAAAAAGGAAAUGAAAUAAAAUGGGAGAAAAAGAAAAGUUUCGAAGUUUCUCUUCCAAGUUGGGUGUGGAACUCACAGUUCUCUCGUCUUUCCAACCACUUAAAAUCAGCCCCCACUCUCCCCUACACAGAUGGGAAAUAAUCCUCUUCUUUGUCGGCCAUUUUAGCUUCACAGUUUGAGCUCUGGUUUUUGUUCUUCAUUUUAAUAAUUCAUUCCGAGAUCUCUCGACCCUUUUCGUUUUUUUUUCCAAGUUUUUUUGGUUAGAGAACUAAUUUGGGGGUUUCCGCAGAUGGGUUCUUCUUUAUUUUGAUCAAUAUGUAGCUGAAUAUAAUAUACUAAAAAAGGGGAAAUGAUUUCUUUCUGAUUUAUCGCUGUUUUUGGAGUGCCAAGUGUUCGAUUACAGCCGCAAAGUAGUAGAGAUUGUGAUAAUUUUUUGUUUUGUUUUGUUUUUCUUCUUUUUCUUCUUUCUGCCGAAUUAUUGACUGCAAUUCGGCGAUUCCCAUUAUUGCAAAGGCCCUGAAAUUCAAUCUCGAUCUGCCCCUUUUUAUUUCGUUGUACUUGAUUUAUGAGCUCCAUGGUUUUGGGAUAUUCGUUAGAAGAUGUGAAUUGGAAGAAGACAUGGCGGAAUUGCUGUGUUUAUUAUCCUUUUUUCGACGAGUGAUGGCCAUGCUAUGAGGUGCUAAGUUGCUGGAUUUUCUGAUAGUUGUUGCGGAGGCAAUGGCUGUUAACAUGUUUGCAGAUGUCAAGUCGUGGGAAGGAUUCUUAGUCAGGUUUGUUGGAUUUUGGUUUACAAUCAUUCUUCUCUUUUGUACUUCACAAGGGUUGAACUUAGAAGGAUUGUCCCUUUUGGAGCUGAAAAAGACUUUAAAGGAUGACUUUGAUAGCUUGAAGAACUGGAAUCCUGCGGACCAGACACCGUGCAGUUGGAUCGGUGUAAAAUGUACAUCGGGUGAAGCUCCGGUCGUAUGGUCGCUCAACUUGAAAUCGAAAAAGCUCUCUGGAUCUGUGAACCCCGUCAUCGGUAACUUGAUUCACCUAACUUCUCUUGAUCUCUCUUACAAUAACUUCACUGGAAAUAUUCCCAAAGAGAUUGGUAAUUGUUCAGGUCUAGAAUACCUUUCUCUUAAUAACAACAUGUUUGAGGGGAAAAUCCCACCUCAAAUGGGAAAUCUUACUUCCUUGAGGAGUUUGAAUAUUUGUAACAACCGAAUAAGUGGUUCAAUCCCGGAAGAGUUUGGGAAGUUAUCCUCACUAGUUGAGUUUGUGGCGUACACCAACCAGCUCACCGGCCCGUUGCCUCGUUCUAUUGGAAAUCUCAAAAAUCUUAGGAGAUUUAGAGCUGGACAGAAUGCUAUCUCUGGAAGCCUACCUUCUGAAAUAAGUGGUUGCCAGAGUCUUAAUGUGCUUGGUCUUGCUCAAAAUGAGAUAGGAGGGGAACUACCAAAGGAGCUUGGAAUGCUUCAUAACUUAACCGAAAUGAUUCUUUGGAGUAACCAGUUUUCUGGUAAUAUUCCUGAGGAGCUUGGGAACUGUAAGAGCCUCGAGGUCCUUGCGCUGUAUGCAAAUAAUCUGGUUGGCCCCAUACCAAAGACGUUGGGGAAUCUCAGCUCCCUGAAGAAGUUGUAUCUCUAUAGGAAUGCUCUUAAUGGGACUAUUCCAAAGGAAAUAGGUAAUCUUUCUCUUGUUGAAGAAAUUGAUUUCUCAGAGAACUCUUUAACCGGUGAAAUCCCUUCUGAGUUAAGUAAGAUAAAGGGUCUGCACUUGCUUUUCCUCUUCAAAAACCUGCUGACUGGUGUUAUACCAGAUGAAUUUAGCACCUUGAGUAACUUGACACGACUCGACCUAUCGAUGAAUGAUCUUAGAGGACCUAUACCAUUUGGUUUUCAAUAUUUCACUAAGAUGGUACAACUGCAGCUCUUUGAUAACUCACUCAGUGGUAGCAUUCCUUCAGGACUCGGACUUUACAGCUGGCUUUGGGUGGUUGAUUUUUCAUUAAACAACCUAACAGGGACAAUACCUUCUCACCUCUGUCAUCAUUCUAACCUGAGCAUUUUGAAUUUGGAAUCUAACAAGUUUUAUGGAAACAUUCCUUCUGGAAUCCUGAAUUGUAAAUCACUGGUGCAACUUCGUCUUGGAUGGAAUAUGCUUACCGGUGCGUUUCCAUCUGAGCUUUGCAGCUUGGAGAACCUUUCUGCUAUUGAACUGGGCCAAAAUAAAUUCAGUGGUCCAAUUCCUACAGAUAUUGGAAGGUGUCAUAAGUUGCAAAGGCUUCAAAUUGCAAACAACUUCUUCACAUCUAGCUUGCCAAAGGAGAUUGGAAAUCUCACUCAAUUGGUCACUUUCAAUGUUUCAUCAAAUCGGGUCACUGGUCAGUUGCCACUUGAAUUUUUCAACUGCAAGAUGCUUCAACGACUCGAUCUCAGCCACAAUGCCUUCACAGGUUCUUUACCGAAUGAGAUUGGAUCACUUUCACAGCUGGAGCUUCUCAUCCUCUCAGAAAAUAAGUUCUCAGGAAACAUACCUGCAGGACUAGGAAACAUGUCCCGUAUGACGGAGUUGCAGAUUGGCAGUAACUCAUUUUCUGGUGAAAUUCCAAAGGAGUUGGGCUCCCUUUUAAGCUUGCAGAUUGCAAUGAAUCUCAGUUAUAACAAUCUAACUGGGAGAAUACCCCCAGAGCUUGGAAGACUCUACCUUCUAGAGAUUCUCCUUCUCAAUAACAAUCAUUUGACUGGACAAAUUCCUACAGAGUUCGACAACCUAUCUAGUUUAUCAGUUUGUAACUUCUCCUACAAUGACCUUUCUGGGCCUAUACCUUCCAUUCCUUUGUUUCAGAACAUGGGCACUGAUAGCUUUAGAGGCAACGACGGACUUUGUGGUGGACCUCUUGGUGAUUGCAGUGGGAAUUCGUAUUCUCAUUCAACACAACUAGAGAAUGCAAAUACAUCACGUGGUAAAAUCAUCACAGGGAUUGCUUCUGCUAUAGGUGGGAUUUCUCUCAUUUUGAUUGUGAUUAUUUUACAUCACAUGAGACGUCCACAUGAAUCUUCGACACCAAAUAAGGAGAUUCCGUCCUCUGACUCAGAUUUUUACUUACCUCCCAAGGAGGGUUUCACCUUCCAUGAUUUGGUUGAAGUCACAAAUAACUUUCAUGAUAGUUAUAUUAUUGGAAAGGGUGCUUGUGGAACAGUGUAUAAAGCCGUUGUUCAUACCGGACAGAUAAUUGCUGUUAAGAAGUUGGCAUCAAAUAGAGAAGGGAACAGUGUCGAAAACAGUUUUCAGGCUGAAAUUUUGACACUUGGACAGAUAAGGCAUCGAAAUAUCGUUAAGCUUUAUGGAUACUGCUACCACCAGGGUUGCAAUCUGCUACUUUAUGAAUACAUGGCAAAGGGUAGUUUAGGUGAACUAAUCCACGGAUCCUCUUGUUGCUUGGAUUGGCCAACUCGGUUCACGAUUGCGGUUGGAGCUGCAGAUGGUCUAGCAUAUCUGCAUCAUGACUGCAAACCAAAGAUAGUUCACCGUGAUAUCAAAUCAAAUAACAUUCUCCUCGACGAUCACUUUGAAGCUCACGUUGGUGACUUUGGUCUAGCGAAAGUUAUUGACAUGCCUCAUUCUAAAUCAAUGUCAGCAGUUGCAGGAUCAUAUGGAUACAUUGCUCCCGAAUAUGCUUACUCUAUGAAGGUUACAGAAAAAUGUGAUAUUUAUAGUUUUGGAGUGGUUCUUCUUGAGUUGUUAACAGGAAAAACUCCUGUACAGCCAUUAGAUCAAGGAGGUGAUCUUGUAACAUGGGUAAAGAAUUUUAUCCGUGACCAUUCAUACACGUCGAGAAUAUUUGAUUCUCGGUUGAAUCUUCAAGACCGAAGUAUUGUUGAGCACAUGAUGAGUGUACUUAAAAUUGCUUUAAUGUGUACAAGUAUGUCUCCGUUCGACCGACCAUCAAUGCGGGAGGUUGUAUCGAUGCUUACAGAGUCUAACGAGCAAGAAGUGAAUUUCAUUCCAUCUCCGGAUUCCGAUCUUCCUCUCAAAGAUAAUACCGUAUGACAGUUCAUCAAUUCUUGGAAGUUUCAUAAGAUGGCUAUAGUUUCUGAUUUGUUCCUCCUGAUUUUUUUUCUAACAGGAAAUUGAUUAGUUUCAUAGUUUUUUUUUUCUCUCUUUUAGAAAAAUGUUUCCAUUGAAUUGUCUUUUCAGUUAUUGGGGGUAAUUGGGUAAAGAUAGAUAUUUUCCAAUUCUGUAUUUUUGUUAAAAGGAACUAAUUACAAUUUUCGUGUACAGUUGGUAAUACCAUUGUUCUGUAUGUAAAACAUCAGUGUUAUCAAUAAAUAGUUUUGAACUUCUUCCA